AUGUGUACAGUGCCGGAAGAUUUAGCAGCUGUUGUUUCUUCGUCUCCGGCUAUAUCUUCUCAUUCCUCUGUAUCUUCUCCCAAUAUUUCUCUUCCUAGAUCAAAAUUUUCCCCCUUAAAUCGUCGGAAAAGACGUCGAGAAUUUGAGCGUCAAUCGACAUCAACCACGGCGGCGGCGGUGACCACAAAGUCCACGCCGAGUUCAACGGCGUCUCAGCCAGCAAUGCGAGAGACAGAGACUAGUAAUUCAGCCCCGUUAAUAGACGCAGAUUCAACUCCUAUAACAACAUCAAAUAAUUCUACUCUUUCUUCAAGUUCUACUAUUGCAUCAAACGCAGAUAGCACACUUUUGAGGAAAUUAUUAGGAGGGGCUGAUCUGGCCUCAGUUCGUAAUCACAGCGUUCUGGUGGAUACCAAUUUCUCCCUUCGUCGAACAUCUUCUAUGUCAACAACCUCCUCACGCUAUAGAGCAUCGCUAAAUACCUCCGAUCCUAACUCUGACGAUAAACGUCGACGAAGGUCGACAAUGUACAGUCAACGAACUCAAAUAACUCGAAAAGAUUCAGAUCACGAAGAGGAAAUUGACCAUCGGCCUUGUAAACGGCCGAAGGAAUCUCUCGGACCUGAAAUUACCGCAAAAAGUGGAAAUAGUUCUCCCCUUCUUCCUAUAAAAGUUGAGUCACGUGACCCUGAAGAUCAUCCUUCCUAUUCUACCUCCUCCUCUAAUCCAUCCGGUAAUCCAUCAAACAUUAGCGACGUUAUCGAAAAAUCGAUGUCAAAGUUUCCUGGUAAACCCUCUACACGCUGGAGACUGAAAAGUCCUUCACACCAAUCGCCUCAUAGUUUAAGUCCUCCUGCCGGAGCAAGCACAAAUCGUCAAGAUCUUACUGAGCCAUCUCCAAUGCGUCCUAGAGCUAGAACAACAUCAGAAUUGGAUAUAAUCCGGAUGUUCGCUGGGGCUAAAUGUCCCAUAGAGCGAAUCGGUUUGGAUAAUUUUGAUUCUCUUAAAGUUGGAAAGCUAGGGACUCUUACUUCCCACAAAAGUGAUUUAUUCAGACGUGGGGAUGCCGGUGACAAACCCUCCGAUAUAACCUCUCCCUUGAGUCAGCUCCUUGAGUCAACACCACCGUAUAGUGGAAGCGGAACUGGUACAAUUCAUCCCAGAGCUAACACCACAACUUCUGUUUUCCAUUGGCCUUUGGAUAACAACAUGAAAGGUUCUAACUCCUCGAUGACCCGCCUAGGAAACCCUUUCUCUGCAAAUGGAUCUAAACACUAUUCAGCUUCAGUUCAUCGUCAACAACCGCCACUCCAACAGCAUCAUCAACAAUCUUCGUCUUCUUCCGCAGAUCAUCACCUUGAUAUGCUAAAUCUGACGAAACCUAAUCAGUCUACUGUUUCCACAGAUACCGUAGCUUCUAUUCUUGCCGCAUCUUCACGAUUUCUGCAGGGAAUACGUGAAGAACAAGUGUUGAAUUUCAGUCAAAAAGACGUGGUGUCCGUAUCACGUCAAUUACCCCCUGUACAUCCCCCUAAUCCUCCUCUACCAAUUUCUUCUCUCACUACGGAUGAUAUUCUUCAUUGGUCGCCAGGUCAUCUUGCUGCCUUGCAGCAACUUUUUCGUCUCUCUGAUUCCUCGAAUCCCACCCCUGGUGUCAAUCAAUCAAUGCCACCCAGGCCCGCUGUCACCGUGUCAGAUAGUCAAGCCGACAAACUUCCUAUUCGCCUCGCUUCUAGCAAUCGGUUAACUCUUUGUCGACGGGUAGCUGAGUGGAUGUUAGUUGCAAAUACCUGGACUAUGCAGAUGUGUCCAACGCCCAUAAUGCCCGAAAACUCUUUACUAGCCACAGCAGCUACCUAUCGGUAUUGUCGUUGCUCGGAAGCUGAACUUACCAUGUCUCAUCCAAUUGAUAUGCGUCUAGAGAUGCCACGACUUGGUCCCGGAUUGCAAGCUGUUUUACGUCGUAUUUGGCCACAAUUACUUCUUGCCUCCAUGAUAAGAGAAAACUUCUCUUUCACCACUGCACCUAUUCCAGCUGCAGAAUUAUCCAGUCUCCUUGGAAACUCUUCUUCUCGGGAAGGAGGUGGAUCGGAUCUAAAUAUUGCUAAGGCAGGGACUGCUAAUGCCCUGAAGAAUUUAAUUACCGAUGGGAACCAGCUUCUCUUGGAUACACAAAUCUUUGAGUGCGUCAGAAAAUGCAUCUUCGCUCAACAUGCCUAUCCAGACUACUAUCCUGUGUCUUAUGCUAGCGCUAUAGAAGAGUUGAAACAGUGCUGUCAUCGUUGUUCAGGUGACUUGACUCUUUUUCACAGUGUGGUUCUGCUAAUGAACGAGAUGCAAUCGAUAAAUCCUGAGAAUUUACAUUGCUUAUUUUCAAUCGAUCGCCUCUCUGGCCUAUUUGUUCCAGCUUCGGAUUCCACAUCGUCAUCUUAA
Molecule: messenger RNA, 2433 nt
Organism: Rodentolepis nana
Lineage: Eukaryota; Metazoa; Platyhelminthes; Cestoda; Cyclophyllidea; Hymenolepididae
Source: the annotation of a GenBank genome assembly